GGUGUGCCAUUCGUCAUCGUCCGAUUCCAAAUCAGGAUCAACUUUUUCUUCCUCGAGCAGCCCAUUGAGGUAGAAGUCAGCCAGGAAGGCUUGGAUCUCAACGAGCGACUGCAGCAGGACUCCGAGCAUGGAGCCUAUCACGUCGUGGAGCGAGGAGAGAGUCGGCGAGUGGCUCCAAGGUCUGGAUGGCCCCCUGCAUCAGUACCCGAUCUCUGAGUGGCAGUUGUCGGGUCUGGAUCUGCUCCAGCUGACAUCACAAGACCUGGAAAAGUUGGGAGUACAAAAGAUUGGACACCAAGAGCUCAUACUGGAUGCUGUGGAGAAACUCUGCUCUCUGACAUAUGGUAUAGGUGGGGAGAGCCUACGCGGUCUGACAGAGAACUUGCGUGCCGUUGCCCACACCCUCCAGAUGGGCAUCCAGGGCCGCUGGCGCCUCAACACCUAUGAUGGACGCAGCACCACCAAGCUGCCUGCUGCCAUUCUGCAGAUUGUAGUGGAGCUCCUCACCUCUGCCAAAGGACUCUUCUCUUUGCUCAACAGGUAUCAGUUUUCCCAGCUCAGUGGAUACACCAACAGCAAGAACAUAUUCAACUACUGCAGAGAGCUCGGAGACAUUGUCCACAAGGAUACCACUGUCUAUGAAAAGGAAAAGGACAUCAUAUCUGUAUGCCGUCAGUUGGUGUCAGUGUGUGAUGAGAUCCUGAAUUCCAGUCCUGAGGGGCUUCUUACCCACACUGCUCAGCUCGAGAGUGUCGACCUAGUGCCCGUGUUACCUGGUGAUCAGCUGGGGAUUGAAAUAACAUCCACCGGCUCCAGUAACCACUUCGUGACUGGAACUGCUGUUGAGCCUUCAUCGGAUGCCUAUUUGAAGAUCUUGGCUGGUGAUGAAGUGAUUCAAGUCAACGACCAGAUAGUGGUCGGCUGGAGCAGAGCUAACCUUGUGAAGAAGCUUCGAGAGAAUCCCAACGGAGUGACUCUGGUCCUGAAGAAGAUCCCUGGGUUAGCCCGACGCAGAAACCCAGUCCAGCUCUCCUCCACACAGAAGGAGGAAGAAGAGGAGAGGUCACAGGGGGAAGAGGACGAGGAGAAUCCGAGGCACUCCAUAUUUGAGAGGGUAGCAGCGUCUGUCAGGUCCCUGUCUUUUAGGAGAGCCAUUCAGGGGCCAGAGGGACCUCAGCGGCCUAUGGGACAGGAGGAAUCAGAGUUGUCCACUCACAGGGAAGUGGAGAGACUGACUCUCACUUCAUAUCAAAGCCAACAGGGGGUGCUGUCACCACUGUCAGCCUCAGGGGAGUUUGAGAGUUUGAGAAGUUCAAGGCUCUCCCCAAGCCUAAGACAAGACCAGUCUCCGUCACCCAGAAGUCCUUCUGCCUUUAGAUUUGACAGAUUGGGAAAUUCAAAGCUCUCCCCAAGACUAAGACGAGACCGGUCUCCGUCACCCAGAAGUCCUUCUCCCUUUAGAUUUGGGUCAUUGAGAAGUCAUUCACCUCAGGGACUCGACCAGGAAACAGCCAUCAUCAGUUCCUGCCCGGAAAUGGUGGGACACACGGGCAAUAAGGACACGAAGAAGAGCUCUACAAAAGGAAUGUCGACGGCGAUGAGUCGGCGCCGCGUCUCCUGCCGCGAGCUGGACCAACCCGACUGCGACGGCUGGCUGUGGAAGAAGAGAAAGGAGAGCGUCUUCAUCGCCCAGAAGUGGCAGCGCUUCUGGUUCGUCCUCAAGGGGCCGAGCCUUUAUUGGUACACCAGCCUACAGGAUGAGAAGGCAGAGGGUUUUGUCAAUAUCACCAGCUACAACAUAGAGAGUGCUGGAGAGCACAAGAGAAAAUACGUGUUUAAAAUGUGCCACCAGCGGUUUCACAACUUCUUCUUUGCAGCUGACAAUGUCAGCGACAUGAGCAAGUGGAUUAACUGUCUGAUCACAGCCAUACAUCAUCACAAGAAGUUUAACACAGGCCCAGAUAGUGAAGAAGAAUGUUAUAGUGAGACUGAAUCAGAAAGCGAGACACCACCUUCAACCCACAGAAGAAACAAGAAAGUGCUGUCCCACACUCUGCCUCGCCCCAAGGGGAGGACGAACAUGCCAUUAUCGAGUCUUGUGACAGGGGGCAGCAAAGGAACAGAAGGAGGACCAGUGGAUGAGAUGGGCAUGAUGUUAAACAACAUAAAGGAAGGAGGAGUCUCUCUGAUCGGCCACGAGCAGCCGAUUACACACGACCACUUCAGGAAAUCGUUCAUUCGACGCAACAAGAACCCCAUCAUCAAUGAGAAGGCGCACACGCUCCGGGCCCUGCAGAGCACUCUUAAGGCCAAAGAGGUGGAGCUAUUGCAGCUCAACAAGCUCUUAGAGGACUCUGAUCUGUCAGCUUCAAAGUAUCGCCAGUGGAAGGAGCAGAACGAGGAACUAGUUCAGGAAAUCGAGAGGCUGUCCGCAGUCAAGGCCUCCGAAGGACCGGACAGCGCGGCCGUGCAGGACACGCCCACGGAGGAGGUUGCCUUGGAAACUGUCGUAAAGGAAACAGCCACCGCAAAAUCAGAAGGCGCAUACAGAAUGAGCCUCAGCGACGGGGAGCAGUUGGUGGAUGCGGAGCCGUCCGACGUUCUCCUCGAGAUCCCACAGGGUUCUCUGAGCACCAGUCCAGUGUUAGAACUCUCUCUGGGAUCGCUGCAGGAUUCAAUAAAUGAACAGCUGAGUGAAAUGGUGGAGAGCGGAGAACCUGCCGAGAACUACUUCUACAUUUAACGCUGGAACGGUCGCAUCACUGCCAGGUUGCUGUGUUUACUGGAAUCGGUCAAAUGGAAGACGUUCAUGCAACCAAGUGACAGAGGUGCAUUGUCCCCUGCUGACAUUAGGAUUAGUCAGUGACAUGCACAUAUGUAGAUUUAGACCUAGCUUUGUUCACAACAAUCAAAUAUGACAAGUUUACAACAAAGAAAAGAACAACAUGCCAAGUAUUUAUGGUAUUGUAAGGCCGUCUGGUUCUUCUAAUGAUAGAAAGUAGAACUUCUCUUAGAAUUGAAAGAGAAUUUGUAAUAUAAGUCAUGCCUCGUGUAAUGUGAUAUGUAAAUACAGUUCCACUAUAAAUACUGUAUGUAUUUGUUUAUUGACGUUGCCUUAAUAAUAGGUAUACAUUUGAAAUAUUUUGCACAGAAAAUUUGCUUCAGAAACACUGUCGUAGCCUCGUUGGUCAAGGUGGGUUUUUUGAAGCGUUGUGGAGGACACGUUAUACUUCCCCACAUAUAUGGACAUAUGAACCAUAUAGUCGAGCUGUAUGACAGCUGUGUGUUCCUAAUUGCCCAAGGCCGCCACGAACGCAGCAAGACAAGUGAAGACUCCUCAAUGGCUGAGACGUCUGUUCACUGUAAUAUUGAUCGGCUUAAUAAAAAGGUAGCGUGAUUUGUUGCUAAAUGUGAAGUGUCUUUUUUUUGAUACAUUUCCCAAAAAUAUGUUGCAAAAAUCCAGUUUUCACUAAGUCAUUUUGCUGUGUUGAGUGUAGAUUGAUGAGGGGGGAAAUCAAUUUAGAU
Molecule: messenger RNA, 3525 nt
Organism: Anarrhichthys ocellatus (wolf-eel)
Lineage: Eukaryota; Metazoa; Chordata; Actinopteri; Perciformes; Anarhichadidae
Gene: cnksr1
Product: connector enhancer of kinase suppressor of Ras 1
Exons: 21
Coding region: 128-2743 (871 amino acids)
Molecular function (GO): protein binding
Source: RefSeq, a predicted model, not a curated record